UCGUGCAAGCAACGUUGCCAGUUACAAAUUGCUGUGCGUCGUGUUUGGCUCCCCAAGUGCUACAAACGUACAACAAACGCUAUCAUUAGUCUUCGUUAGGCGGUCUUUGUGUCAACAACGUGUUGCUCCACACACACAAAACGUAAAGAAGAAAUUUUGCGUGAUCCCUUGCACCACCCCGGCCCCCCAAAUAACGAGUGUGUCCGUGUGCGAUUCGUGCGUGCGUCUCGUUAAUCUUUGAUAAACACAGCAAACAAGAAAUAAAAGAAGAAGAAGACGAGCAAACAGCAAAAACAAAAGAAGUGUUGCCUAUUUUAAGGCGCUGUGAAAAAGUGAGUUUAGCACACAAAAAAAAUACAGUGCAACAAGUUCGAACAACUUUAAAGUGCGUGCAAUUACGAAGCAACAAACCAACAACAACAACAAGAAAUUAAUUUUUGGCAGCCUCUCAUCAACGUCAUCAUCGCUGUCGUAAUCAUCCGCAUAGCAACUCAUCCUAUUAGUCAGCGGAAAAAUCUAGAGUUUUCCAGAGGCCCGCACGUGACGCGGCCCUUUUUCUUCGCUUAAUCAAAAGGCAAACGACGCCACGUGAACGCUUCAAUGUUGCCGCAUCAUCAGCGCCAUAAAAUGGCGUCGCAACUGUUUCAACUCGCCAUCUGCACGCUGCUCCUACUCAGUUGUUGCCUCGUUGCGCCGGUGGCAUCCCGAGCACGCGAAGAGCGACGCAGUCGUGGACGCGGUGGCAGCAACUCUGGCUCCGUCUCCGGUUCCAUGUCCAGCUCAUCAGCGAUGUCGGGCAGCAGCAAUGGCUACUAUCGCAGCAGCUCCAGUUCCGGCUACGGCAGCUCAUCUUCGUCAGUCUCGAAUACAGGCAGCACUGGCUACAAUGGACCCAUGGACAGCACUGGCUUUUGCACGCGACGUCGCGAUAUGAAACUGAUGUGCUAUUGCACACCCGAUGAGAAUCAUAUACCCGUUCAGAAAGCCGAGUGCUGGGUAUUCUCUGAAGGUCUGCACCAGAACGACACGACUUGGACACGUUUCUAUCAGCAAAAGAGUUUGCGUGAACUCAAAUUUGUCAUACAAAACAAUGCCCGAUUGGAUUACAUACCCAGCAUGAUAAUUGAACCGUUGAAGAACUUAACAAGCAUUGUCAUUGAGUACUCUCAAGUGGAGAUUGUCAAGAGUUAUGCGUUUGCCAGCUUGAGCUUCCUCGAGCGUAUUAUUCUAAACAACAAUCAUAUUAUGGCACUCGAUCAGGAUGCUUUUGCCAAUCACAUACGUUUGCGUGAACUCAACUUGGAGCAUAAUCAAAUCUUUGAAAUGGAUCGUUAUGCUUUUAGAAAUCUGCCGCAUUGCGAACGUUUGUAUUUGAACAACAAUAACAUUAGCACGUUGCACGAAGGACUUUUUGUGGAUAUGGCUCGUUUGACGUAUUUGAAUUUGGCUCACAAUCAAAUCAAUGUGCUGACCAGUGAAAUCUUCCGUGGAUUGGGAAAUCUCAAUCUACUCAAAUUGACGCGAAAUAAUCUCAACUUUAUUGGCGACACCGUUUUUGCCGAACUGUGGAGUCUGAGUGAACUGGAGUUGGAUGACAAUCGCAUUGAGCGCAUCUCGGAGCGUGCCUUGGAUGGUCUAAACAAUUUGAAGACAUUGAAUUUGCGCAAUAAUUUGCUAAAGAAAAUUGACAAUGGUCUGCUGCGUGGAACACCGGCGCUGCUGUCAAUCAAUGUGCAGGCCAACAAAUUGGAAACGCUGACGUUCUACACGUUUCAGCCAAUUAUGGACAAUUUGGUCAACAGCACCAGUGAGCUGUUGGUGUCAGACAACAAAUUCAUCUGCGAUUGCCGCUUACAAUGGAUCUUUGAAUUGAAAAAUCGCACACGUCACUUGCAGCUGCGUGACUCGUUGGACAAUUUCAUUUGCACGUUGCAGGACCCAAAGCUGUCGCAUUUUGUCGACCCUGUGCCAUCGCACAUACUCGAUCUGCUGAAUAUUGGCGGCUUCACGGCGAUUGGCAGCAACAGCGCCAGCAUGGGCGGCAUUGGCAACAGUGUGAGCAGCGUGAGCAGCAAUUAUGCGACACUCGAUGAGCUCAAUGGCAGCAAUGUGAUCGGCACACGGAAGCACGGUACGUCGAGUAAAUCGCGUCAAGCGAUGCGUGGCCAGCGGCAAUUUACGGAUGAUGCCGCCGAGAAUAAUGCGCUCGAAUCGAAGUUGCGGCAGCGACGCAAGCGGCAACAGCAGCCGCAGCCCAAGGAUGUGGCCGGUGUGGCGGCCGUGGCACAGACGCAAAAGCGUUACGAUUACUACGACGAGGCGAAUGGUGGACAUGUCUCAGGGCUUGGAUUGGGACAUGGCGGACUCGAUAUGGAUGACAAUUUGAAUCUGCACAAACAGAGUUCGUUCUACGGCAGUUCCUCCGCCUCGAGUUCGAUGAAUCACAAUGAUGUGGACACGCUGAUGCAUCAGCCACCAAUUGGUGAUGCACUCGAUGCAUUGGCCACCAAGAAUUCGAUCAGCGUGCGUCUGUUUAUGCUGAAGCCCGAGAUGCUGCCCUGCCACGAUGAACUGAGCGAUCCCACCGAAUUGCCACUGUCACGAGAUCUGAUGGAUGUGCGCAGCAAUGCGGGACAAGAUCAGCUGAUCAAUGGUGCUCCACUGCAGACACUGCAGCUGCUUGUCUGUCUGCUGCUCAGUUCGGUUGUCAGUUUUCUGAAUCUCGGUUGAACGCUGAGUUUUCGCAUGCUGUAAAUACUCGUGAGCAUUCAUUUGGUUGUUCGUCAAGCAGAAAGAGAAGCACAAGAAGUGAAACCUAAAUGCAGAGAGAAACUUCUCCUUCAACUGGUGAGAUGGCAAAAACUAUUUUGGAAACGAGCUUCGAAACACAAAAACACACACAAAAAUACACACAGACACCACAGACAAAGCUACUGCUACAGAAACGUGAAAUCUAAACUAAAGUCUUGUAAAUAUGUAAAAAUGCAAAAAUAAAAUUCGAUUAACCUACUAAUUUAAUCCUAGCUGAUAGCUGUAAUAUUAGACUCUCUCGAACUAACUCUAAAAAAAAACUCUCUUGAAAACUUCAAACCAAAAAACCGAACAGAACCGAAACUACAACCAAAAAAACUUAAACCAAAAACAAAUUGAAAACCUCCGAGCAAACUGGCGUUUCAUUUAAAAAGAAAAACUCAAAACCAAAUGAAAUAAAAAACCGUAUUAAAAACGAAAAUCUUAACUGUACUACAUAGCAUAUAGUUUUGACUAGCCAUAGAGUUGAAUUAUUUGAGAUUCGUUUGAAACUUGAGCAAGGUACACAACUACAAUACAGUAAAUAAAACUUGGAAAGCGCUAAACGUCUUAGGUACAGUGAGGUCAACAACUAACUAACUUAGCUAGAGUCAGUUUUAGUGUACUAAGGUCCACAAGAGGCAUGCCUGUAAAAACAAAACAACCGAAACGAAAAACCGCAGCUGAAAUUAGAUACAGAUACUUAGAUACAUAACGUAAUGUUCUAUCUAUAAACGAGUAUAAAUAUAACGUACGUAUAACAAUUAAGAUUGCUUUCUAGUUUGUAAGCCACACAAACUCACACACUCAGACUCACUUCUUAGUCUUUACAACUGCUGCUGCCACGCCCAAAAA
This is a messenger RNA of Drosophila nasuta, 3645 nucleotides long. RefSeq names its product leucine rich repeat protein connectin (gene Con). The record is from RefSeq and is a predicted model, not a curated record. Bases 601 to 2730 code for a protein of 709 amino acids. NCBI's taxonomy places the organism in Eukaryota, Metazoa, Arthropoda, Insecta, Diptera, Drosophilidae. The transcript is spliced from 5 exons. Gene Ontology annotation, molecular function: protein binding.